This is a messenger RNA of Acanthoscelides obtectus, 315 nucleotides long. Lineage: Eukaryota; Metazoa; Arthropoda; Insecta; Coleoptera; Chrysomelidae. The record is from the annotation of a GenBank genome assembly.
UCAAGCUUCAAUGUGUUGACAAGAUGUUGACACAGAUCACGAAUUUGAUUAAGGGACACAGAGGGAUAAUACACACAAAUUGAUUCGCAUAGGAAGAUGAUCCACAUAUGUUUAUAUCCUCAGUAAUGCUGUCUCUCCUACCACCCAACAUCUGUCGAACUUCAAAGCUACGUUUAGUAUACCCAGGAUGCAUUGGCCACCACAAAAUGUGGAUAAAUUCAAUUCCUUUGAAGACCCUGCACCAGCUACCAAUUUGAGUACAGAUUAGAUCAUUGUCAACCCCGAUCAGUUUUUUCACUAAAUGACUCGGAUGAG